Molecule: messenger RNA, 1710 nt
Organism: Ogataea angusta
Lineage: Eukaryota; Fungi; Ascomycota; Pichiomycetes; Pichiales; Pichiaceae
Exons: 1
Coding region: 1-1710 (569 amino acids)
Biological process (GO): RNA 3'-end processing
Cellular component (GO): nucleolus; TRAMP complex
Molecular function (GO): poly(A) RNA polymerase activity; mRNA binding
Source: RefSeq, a predicted model, not a curated record
AUGUCCAAGCGAAAACUGGGGCCUUCAAAAGCGCGCUUUGUGCGGGCCGAGAACUCGUACGAGAAACUAGACGACGCCGGCGACGAAGUGGUGAUGGUAUCGUCGUCGAGCGACAGCGAAAAUGAGGAGCCUCCGGCCAAAAAACAGAAACCGCUCGAACAAGAGAACUCGGCAGAUUCUGCUCCUAGAGACGCCAUGCUCGAGAACCAGGACUUCAUCGGGUUCGAGACGUCGUCAGGAGACGAGAACGAAGAGUUCGACCAUCAGAGAUCUCCCAAAAUCUCCGAUAGCGAGAACGAGUAUCUGAGUAACGACGAAACCGUGUACCAUACAAAGUCGGCCGACUACAAGGCUGGAAACUUCAAUCCCAAAUAUCCAUGGAUCCGCAAUAACGACCACUCGCGACAAAUAGAGAUCAGCGACUGGCUGACGAUGGAGAUCAAGGAUUUCAUCAAGUACAUUUCUCCGUCCGCGGAAGAAAUCAAGGCCCGUAACAACGCCGUGGGAAAACUCCGAGACUGCAUCACGGGGAUGUGGCCCGACGCGGAGGUGCACUGUUUCGGAUCGUUUGCCACUGACCUGUACCUGCCCGGUUCCGAUAUCGAUAUGGUGGUGGUUUCCAAGGCCCGCAACAACAAAUACGACAACCGAUCGUCUCUGUACCAGCUCUCGUCCUACAUAAGAAACCACAAGCUGGGAGUCAAUGUGGAGACCAUUGCCAAGGCCAAGGUGCCCAUCAUCAAGUUUGUGGACCCUGCCACCAAGAUUCACAUUGAUAUUUCCUUCGAGAGGACCAACGGUAUCAAAGCGGCAGAGCUUAUUCUUUCGUGGCUCAAAGACACUCCUGGUCUCCGCGAGCUUGUGCUGAUAGUGAAACAGUUUUUGUCUGUGCGGAAACUGAACAUUGUGCACACUGGGGGUCUCGGAGGAUUCGCGACGAUAUGUCUGGUGCGGUCUUUUUUGAAGCUGCAUCCGAGAGUGGCCACCAAAUCUAUAGAUCCUCUGGAAAAUUUGGGCGUGCUUCUUAUCGAGUUUUUUGAGCUGUACGGCUACAACUUCGGAUACGACAACACGGCGAUCGCGUUUGAUGAGGACGGAGACCCAUACUACGUUCCAAAGGACUCGAAUCCAGCAUUCCAAAAUAGAAACCCGUUCACUCUGGCUAUUCAGGACCCGCACGAUCCGGGCAACAACAUCUCGCGAGGCACCUUCAAUCUGCGGGACAUCAAGCGUUCGUUUGGCGGAGCCUUUGAGCUUCUGGUGAACAAGUGCUACGAGAUGAACCAGGCCACCUACAAAGAAAGAUUGGGACAGUCUGUGCUGGGAGACAUUAUCAAAUACAAAGGAAAACAGAGGGAUUUCGAGGAUGCCCGUGAGCAUGUGCAGAACGAGGCACUUGCGUUUGUGAGCGGAGAGUCCAGUCGCGCGACUUCGCUGCCGCCGCUCCCGAGCGAGCAGUACACGAUAAUAUCUGACUCCGAGUCCGAGUCUGAGUACGAGAAGCAUCUGGAGCAGCUGUAUGAGAAGUCCCAGAGUAAGCAGCCGGAGAACAAGAAAAACAUUGACGAAUUGAUGGGGCUGAACGGUCGGGAAAGCGAAGUUUCCUCGAACAGCGCUGCGAGCGACAGCGAGCAAGAAAAGCCGAGCACGUCGAAGCUGGACAAGGCAAGUAGACGAGAGUACUGGCUGAACAAAUCUGGCAGUUUCUAA